This is a messenger RNA of Adineta ricciae, 3936 nucleotides long. The record is from the annotation of a GenBank genome assembly. Lineage: Eukaryota; Metazoa; Rotifera; Eurotatoria; Adinetida; Adinetidae.
AUGGCUGCUAAGUUCAAUGAUCGAUCACUUUCGUAUGAUGGUUCACCUGUUCAUAAACAAUCUGGUAAAGGAAAGAUCAGUCCUGCAGGCAGCCCAGAUAUCUUCACGGUACAACCUGGUGGAGAGAAACGAAGUGUGGCACAUUCCGAUGAAUUGCAACGUAGUCCAGCGGCACAACGUGGUAUCGGUCGAACAAUUCUUCAUGGCAUUCGUUCACUUUGGGCUACGCGGCAAACAGAGAAAGAUCUUGGGAAAAACAAAGAUUUGUACGUAAAAACAACUAUUCGAGAACUGAUCGUCUACUUGGUCUUUAUCGUCGUUCUAUGCAUUAUUACCUUCGGAAUGACAUCGUCAAAGACGUACUAUUUCACCACAGUCUUACGUACGAUAUUUACUGAACGAAAGAUUAUCGAUAUUGGCGACCAACCAGCCUUUGAUGAUAUUGCAAGUUAUGAUGAUUUCUGGGGCGUUAUGAGUGGUCCAGUUAUGAAUGGCUUGUUUCCAACGCAAUGGUACAACGGUGAAAAUGUCACACAAGAUCAAGUCGGUUUCGUUCUAUUCGAAAACAAAAUUAUUGGUUUACCACGUCUUCGUCAACUUCGCAUGAAAAAUAAUUCGUGUGUUGUUCAUAAAAAAUUCCGAUCGAUGAUUCCCGAUUGUUAUGCACCGUACAGCAGUAGCAAAGAAGAUCGCGACCCAUUUGGAUCAGAAAAUGUCACAUCCAAAACUGCUUGGCGUUAUCAAUCAUCGUCGGAGCUCGAUGGCCUAUCAGAUAGCGGUUUGGUCUCUCGAUACAGCGGCGGUGGUUACGUCGAAGAUUUACAACGAGAUUAUAGUCUUGCUCUAGCGCAACUCAAUGAUCUGAAAGCUAAUCUAUGGCUUGAUCGUAGUACCCGUGUUGUUUUUCUUGAUUUCACAUUGUACAAUGCAAACAUCAACCUGUUUUGCCAAAUUAAAUUAACGGUUGAAUUUCCAGCAUCAGGUGGAGCUGUCCCAUCAAAAUCAUUCGCAUCUGUCAAACUGAUUCGAUACGUUACCUCCAUGGAUUAUUUCGUCUUGGCAUGUGAAAUCUUGUUCAUCAUCUUUACAGUUUACUACACAGUCGAAGAAGUUCUUGAAAUUGCUCGAUUUAAACUUCACUAUUUCAAAACCAUUUGGAAUAUUCUUGAUGUACUUAUUCUUUUAAUCUCAUAUAUUUGUAUUAUAUUCAAUAUUUACCGUCAAGUAAAAGUUUCGGAAAUUCUCGAUGAAUUAUUGAACAAUUAUAAUACUUUCUCCGAUUUCGAAUUUCUCAGCUAUUGGCAAUUGCAAUUCAACAACGUCAUUGCAUUCACCGUCUUUCUCGCAUGGAUCAAAAUCUUUAAAUACGUUUCGUUCAACAAAACCAUGACACAACUAUCAACAACAUUAUCACGCUGUGCAAAAGACGUCCUCGGCUUUAGUGUCAUGUUCAUGAUUGUAUUUUUGGCAUAUGCACAAUUGGGUUACUUACUGUUUGGCUCAAUGGUUGAAGACUACAAAACAUUUAGUACAUCAAUUUUCACAUUGUUUCGUAUCAUUUUGGGUGAUUUUGAUUUCGAUGGUACGUAUUCCGCUUGCAUCUUAUGUAAUAUUAUCUUGCCUGUUUUAGCUAUUUUGAACGUUCAUCGCGUUCUCGGACCGAUCUUCUUCUUGACCUAUGUCUUUUUCGUUUUCUUCGUCUUACUAAACAUGUUCUUGGCUAUUAUCAAUGAUACAUACGCCGAAGUGAAGAAUGAUAUGGGCAAUCAACAAUCAGAAUUUGAAUUGGGAGAAUAUUUCAAACGAUCCUACGGAAGAAUGCUUGAACGUUUGCACUUCAAACGCGAACGUGUUAAUGAUAUACAAAGUGCAUUAAAAACUGCUGACCUUAACAAAGACGGUGUGAUCGACUUCGAUGAAUGGCGUCGAGCAUUGAAAGAACGUGGUUUCACAGAUACUGAAAUCGAGAAUGUUUUCACGCGUUAUGAUACUGAUGGCGAUCGUACUCUUCGUAAUGUCGAACAAACUCGAUUCAAAACUGAUUUGAAUACACAAGCAAAGGAUCUUGAUCAAGAUAUUCAGAACUUAAAAGAUGAACCUGGAAAUGUCAAUAAAUUUGCCGGUGCAAAUUUCAAUGAAGUGAAUAACCUUAAUCAUAUAUCUUUCGAUGAAUUUAAGAUUCUGAUUCGACGCAUGGAUCGAAUGGAGUAUUCUGUCGGAAAUAUCGUUGCUCGAAUUGAUGAUGUAUUAACUAAAUUGGAAGGUAUGGAGAAAGGUAAAACCAAACGACGUGAAGUUCUACAGAGAAUCUUAAAUUCCAUGAAUGAAGAUAAUCAUUUGAGUAAAGAAGCUAAACAAGAACGUUUGGAAAAGAUGAUUCGCGAAGAAUUAAUUGAAAACAUUCCAGAUCGAUUAAGUCCGGGUGCACCAGUUAGUUUUGGUCGAACCAAUGAUUCAACAUACUAUUUUACAAAUAUGUUAGCAGAAGCUUUCGUGACGUCAAAAACCAAGAAUGCAGAUUCGUUUAACGACAUCGCGCAGAGUGACGGCACUGAUUUUUGGAAGGCGAUUCAAGGACCGAUCUUUUCACGAUUGUAUAAUAAUGGAUCGAAAGGAAACUAUGGGUACAUAUUGAAUGAAAAUAAAGUUCUCGGAGUGGCGCGUUUGAGACAAGUUCGAGUCAAAGCCGAUUCUUGUAAAUUUCAUGAUAAGUUUAAUAAACGAAACUUGACGCAUCAAUGCUAUGCUGCUUAUACAGUUGAUCAAGAAGAUCAAAGUCCAUUCGGUCUCCGUUUAUCGAAUGUCUUUACCGCUGAUGCUUGGAAUUACAUACCUGCUCGUACGACCGGAACAUCGAAUCAUCGAGGUAUGGUGUCUCAAUAUGGAGGCGGUGGUUAUGUGCAAUUAUUGACUCGAAAUGCCACGAGAACAAUGAAUAUAUUGGAAGAAUUGAAAAGAAACUCUUGGAUUAAUCGAGGAACACGAGCGGUAUUCUUCGAUUUGCUUGUUUACAAUCCAAAUAUUAAUCUAUUUUGUCAUGUAUGUCUUCUUGCUGAAUAUCCAUCCUCAGGCGGUGUUAUUCCUACAGCAGUGAUUCGUGCUGUUGAGUUAAUUCAAUAUACAUCCAUAUUUGAUUACGUCAUUCUUGCCUGUGAAUUAGCAUUUACGUUGAUUGUUAUCCUUCAAAUCCUCGAAUGUACCAUCAAAAUCAUUCGGAAGAAACAUUUGUUUUUACUCGAUGCUUGGGAUCUUAUCAAUCUGAUAUCGAUUAUUCUCUCAUUAAUCUGCAUUGUCCAUGAAUUUCUAUUUCAUUUCUCUACGCGAAAACAUCUCAACCAACUACUACAAAUCGAAACUGACUAUCCGAAUUUCAACAAUUUAUUCACCCUCAAGCUGAAUUUAGAUUUCUAUCUUGGACUAACUCUCGCAUUAACUUGGUUGAAAAUUUUCAAAUAUUUGAACUUAAAUCAAACUAUGCUCUUACUAAACAAAACUAUAUCAACUUGUUUGAAUGAACUCAUUGCAUUCACGUGUAUUUUCGUAAUUAUCUUUCUUACUUAUGCACAAUUCGGAUGGCUUUUCUUUGGAAGAUAUUUAACUGAAUGGCGAUCAUUUUCAAGAUCAAUAUUUACUCUAUUCCGAAUGAUUAUCGGAGAUUUCGAUUUUUAUGCUAUGUUAAACAUAGAUGAAUAUCUCGGCCCAUUUUUUCUGUUCAGCUACAUUUAUUUUGUCUAUUUCGUUCUACUGAACAUGUUCCUAGCCAUUAUCAAUCAAACUUAUUCUCAAAUUGUCUCAGAUACCACCUUACAAACAUAUCAAAUUCAAGGAUUUCUCAAACGUUCACGUGUCGCUGUGACCAAAUCCGAUCAGAAUGAAAAUUCAGGUCAAACAAAAACAAAUCGCGAUGGAGAGAACAUGAAACCGAACGCUGAGUAA